AUGCUGACAGAUGAGUUUAGUUUCCCAAAAAUCACCUCCAACACCAUUCCUGAUCAUCACUUCACAAUUUCAGCAUCUCCAUGGCGAGAUUCCUCUCUAGUUUAUCCAGAUUACAAUCUUGAUGAAGGUAAUUAUGGUAGAGGGGAAUCUUUUUCUAGAAAAAGCUUUUCCUACUUAGAAAGCAAGAUGAAGAGAGAGAUAUUGGAUGCUGCAGCAAGCCCAGAGACGUCAGAAGAGAAAAUGGACAUGUUGUGGGAGGACUUCAACGAAGAACUACAAAGGGUAUCUAAAUCUUCCAUGGACAAGAAGAAGGAAGCUGAGAGAUUGUCAACAAGUGGUGCAACCGAAGAGAUGCAAGAGUUUUGCGGUUUGCAGGCCUUGAAGAUUCCCAAAACAAGCCGCAAGAGACCCAACAUGAUGGUGGUAAUGAAGAUCUUGAAGAAGCUCCUCUUGCUCCGCAUGCGCAACUCGCCUCAGAUCAAGCAGGACUACUAG
Messenger RNA from Corylus avellana, 495 nucleotides. RefSeq lists its product as uncharacterized. The record is from RefSeq and is a predicted model, not a curated record. NCBI's taxonomy places the organism in Eukaryota, Viridiplantae, Streptophyta, Magnoliopsida, Fagales, Betulaceae.